AGCCGGACGCCUCGGGCGCGGACGAUGGGGGCGACAGCAGCGACCACGACUUCGAGAUGGUGGAUUUGAACGAGAAAUUCGUCCUAGGCCACUUGCUCGUGGCCCCCUGCCGGCUCGGGCCCCUGGAUGACGCCGAAAAGCCGGCGCGGGCGAGCAGCCCCCAUCGCUGGAUGCACCUGAUCCCCGGGGGCCGGCGGCAGCAGCGCAGGAGCCGGGACCUGGAGCAGCUGGAGUCGGAGGCCAAGGACGGGCGGGGCUCGCCCACGGCUUCCGAGGAGGCCCCCCGGCGCGGGGCCCGGGAGCACCUCCCCCUGUGGCGGCGCAAGAGGUUCCUGAGGGUGCCCGAGCGGGACUCCCCCAGCCACAGCUCGCCCGAGAGGGGCAGCGACUGCAGCUCGGACCGCGAAGACUGCUCCUCUGCAGCCCCAGAGUGUCAUAGUGCCUGGGAGAUAGAAAAUGCUCAAUAA
Miniopterus natalensis is the source of this 467-nucleotide messenger RNA. The record is from RefSeq and is a predicted model, not a curated record. NCBI's taxonomy places the organism in Eukaryota, Metazoa, Chordata, Mammalia, Chiroptera, Miniopteridae.